Capsella rubella is the source of this 1277-nucleotide messenger RNA. RefSeq lists its product as uncharacterized. NCBI's taxonomy places the organism in Eukaryota, Viridiplantae, Streptophyta, Magnoliopsida, Brassicales, Brassicaceae. The transcript is spliced from 7 exons. The record is from RefSeq and is a predicted model, not a curated record. The coding region runs from base 11 to 1180 and encodes 389 amino acids.
UAUCUUCUUAAUGAAUAUGAAAUUAGAUAGUGUGAAGAUGAUAUUAAUCUUGUUAGGUUAUAUUGUGUAUUUUGGAAAUAUGGUGAACGUCAAUAAUCAUUUUGUGGAUGCAGAAAGAGUAGAAAAUUUUAGCGAUUUCGAAAAACCUCAGGCCAAAAUCAUCAAAACUACACAUGGCGAUACAUACGAAUGUGUGGAUUUUUAUAAACAACCAGCAUUUGAUCAUCCAUCGAUGAAAAAACACUUAUUCAAUUAUAAAUUGCGUCGAGCAUCAUCCUCAAAAAGAACAAGUAAUGAAAAUUUUGGUUUCUUGUGGGAAAAUGGCAUAGGCUGCCCCAAUGGAACAGUACCCAUAAACAUAGUUACUAAAGAUGAAUUUCUAAGAUUAAGUUCAUUCUCUAAACCUCGAGGUUCUUGGAAUUCCAGCAAUAAUCAAAUUAAUGUUGGUAAUGAUCAACACCAUUUUGCGGUGUCUCGUACCAAGGAAAGAAAAAGGAAAAGGUACACUGGAGCAACAAUGGUAGUUUCUAUAAAUGAUCCUAAAGUUAAAUAUGGGCAAACUAGUUCUUCUCGUAUGCAUGUUCAGUUUGGAGAUGAUUUCAUUCAAAUCGGUUGGAUCGUAAAUCCGAAGUUAUAUCAUGACAGUAAAACUCGAAGUUUUGUGUACACAAAAGCUGGUGAUAAUCAGUGUUAUAAUCAAAUGUGUUCAAUUGGGAUCAUAUCAGUCCGUUCAGAUUUUCCUCUUGGUUCGAUUCUAGGUCCUCCUUGUGUUCGUGGCUCUAAAACAGGUUCAUAUGAUACAUUUGGCUUACUAAAGGACAAGAUAAAUGGUAAUUGGUGGCUCGAAUUCAAAGGAGUAGAAAUUGGGUUUUGGCCGGCAAUUAGAUUUCAACACAGCUAUGCUAUAAAGAUUGAAUGGGGAGGAGAAGUAUAUAGUGCAUUUAUGCCGAGUCCUCAGAUGGGAAACGGUCAUUUUCCGGAUAAACAUCCAGCUUUCGAUGCAAUUAUCUUUAACAUAACUACAUUUGACGAAAAUUAUAUUAUUGAUAAGUGGGUAAAUAAUACAGAGAUAUUUAGAGAUAAUUAUCAUGGUUAUAAUGUGAUAAAUGGUAGGUAUGGUGUAUACUCAUAUUUUCCAAGCAAACAUAUCAUAUAUUUUGGAGGUCCUGGAAAUAUCUAAAAGAGAUAAAUUAAUUAAUGGAAAAAUAGAAAUAAAUUCUUAUAAACCAAUUGUAACCGAGAAUAAAAAAUAAACUGAUUUUAUAUAAUGUAGUCUA